Molecule: messenger RNA, 1133 nt
Organism: Poecilia latipinna (sailfin molly)
Lineage: Eukaryota; Metazoa; Chordata; Actinopteri; Cyprinodontiformes; Poeciliidae
Product: ras/Rap GTPase-activating protein SynGAP
Exons: 3
Coding region: 381-698 (105 amino acids)
Source: RefSeq, a predicted model, not a curated record
UUCCUUUCGGCACCUCCUCCGGCUCCCUUCGCUCCUCCCAUGCCUCCUGACUCUGCGUGCACGUCAAAAGAUCUCCAUCCGCAGUUGCAUGUGCUUUCACAUCACCCCCCCCCCCCCCACCCUCAGCCCGCCCCUCCCCACACACCCCAGCAGGGAACGAGAACAAGAAUGAGAGAAACUGAGAGUGUGGCGGCUGCAGUCACUUUCCAAGGUAAUCUGGGAGGAUCGCUUCCCUUCCCUUCCCGUCUCGUCGCCCCGGCCCUGGUGUUUACGCGCAUGCUGCCGUCUCUCCCCCCGAGCGGCUCCACAGACUUCCGUCACCACAACACGCAGCGAGGGCGGCUCGCUGGUCGCCUCACUCCCAGGAGCGAGGACUCAAGAUGCAGCAGCAUCAGCAGCAGCAACAAGAAGAAGUCAUGUUUUCGUAUUCCCCUUCAGAUCUGCGGCGCCUGCCGCAGCAGCGGAUGUCACGCGGACAUUCGUACGAAGAGAGAACUUCGUGGAACCCGAAGUGCUCUGCGGUGGCCGACCGUCAGAUGCUGCUUCUCGACGAACAGGAGGCGGGGAGGCGCAUUGCGUCAGCCAGGGCCCAUCUCCUGCGACGCACCAUCAGCGUUCCUGUGGAAACUCAGUUUCCAGAGUUCCACAGCCAGCUUUCCACAGAGAGCGGUAAGCAGCCCAAAGCUCCCCGCUGCUAACGCCGAGCUCUCUCAAGUUUUUUUUUUCUUUCUUUCAUUUUUUUCUGUUUUUUUUCUGGAAAGAAUUUCACUGGCUUCACAGGCAAUUUCAUCUGCGAGCGUCAGCAAAGAUGUUUGAUUCACUGAAAUCUGACUUUUUCAUGCAUUUGAGUCAGACUCGAAUGGAGUGGAGGGGCGGUCCUCCAGAGAAGGACGGCCGAUUCGUUGCCCAGCUCAACGAGGGGAUUUGUGUCGUGUUUUGUUUCUACCGCUUAUCCACUAGAUGGAGAGCUUGCUGCUUCUCGCUGCUGCUCUGCACUCAUCACACUUCAACACUCAGAAAUAGGUGUAAAAGUUUUUUUGUUGGCAUGCAGUCUUUAGGCUUAAGUGUGUAAACUUGAUCCAAAUAGAGAAUCUUAAUUAAAGAUCAGGGUUGACAAUCAACACAUAAAGUCA